CCUCUCGAGUGUUCACGGACCGGCUUUGACCCUUCCAAUAUGGCGGAUGGACACAACAGUCUGCUCAAGGUCGGUUAUCGCGAUAUUCCUCGAGGUUUCCGGUGUUGUGAAUGUGUCUGGUAAAGAUGGCGGUCAGCAUCCGAGGCCGUCCUAUCCGAAGUAUACGGAUGCGAGGUCGAAAUGACAGUGGGGAGGAAAAUGUACCGCUCGAUCUCACAAGAGACCCUUCUGAGAACAUGCGAGAGAUCCUCCAGAAUGUGGCCAAACAACAAGGAGUCUCGAACAUGCGCAAACUUGGCCACCUGAACAACUUUAUCAAGCUGCUCUGCAAUGUCGGGCACUCUGAGGAAAAGUUCGGCUUUACCUAUGACGAAAUUAUCAUAUGCCUCAGGUUGGCUCUGCUCAAUGAGGCUAAGGAGGUACGGGCAGCUGGCUUGCGUUCUCUCCGCUACCUCAUCAGAGACAGUAAUAUCCUUCAGAAAGUACUGCGUCUCCAGGUGGAUUACUUGAUUGCCAGGUGCAUUGACAUCCAGCAGAGUAAUGAGGUGGAACGCACUCAAGCUCUCAGAUUGGUGAGAAAGAUGAUCACUGUGAACGCCCUGCUCUUCCCAAGCUCAGUCGCAAACUCCCUCAUUGCCGUGGGCAACGAUGGACCGCAGGAGCGGGACCGUAUGGUUCGAGCCUGCAUCGCCAUUAUCUGUGAACUCGCACUGGAGAACCCAGAGAUUGUGGCCAAGAGGGGUGGUCUCAGCACCAUCCUAAAGAAUGUAAUCGACUGUCAGCUCAGUCGAAUCAAUGAGGCUCUGAUCACCACCAUCCUGCACCUGCUCAAUCACCCACAUACACGGCAAUACGUUCGCUCUGACGUGGAGCUAGAGCAAAUCCUUGCACCUUACACAGACUUUCACUACAGACACAAUCCAGACACAGCAGAGGGUCAGCAAAAAGAAGACAGGGAGGCUCGAUUUCUGGCCAGUAAGAUGUCAAUUGUUGCUUCGCUUCGCUCUUGGUCAGGCAUCAUUAAUCUCUGCAAGUCAGGGAACUCUGGAAUCCAGUCUCUCAUUGGUCUGCUGUGUAUACCAAAUAUGGAAGUGAGGCGAGGUCUGUUGGAAGUGAUGUAUGAUAUAUUCAGACUCCCUGUUCCCGUGGUGACACAAGAUUUUAUAGAAGCUCUUCUCAGUGUGGACCCCAGUAGGUUUCAAGACAGCUGGAGACUGUCAGAUGGCUUUGUAGCAUCAGAAGCAAAAAUAAUACUUCCGCAUAGGGCACGCUCCAGGCCUGAUUUGAUGGAUAACUAUCUCGCCUUGCUACUUUCUGCUUUCAUCCACUGUGGACUUUUAGAGGGCCUGGUUGAAGUGAUCACUAGCAGUGAUGAUAGCAUUUCAGUGCGUGCAACCAUCCUCUUAGGAGAACUCCUGCAUAUGGCAAACACCAUUCUCCCUCACUCCCAUAGUCACCACCUGCACUGCCUGCCCACACUUAUGAACAUGGCUGCUUCUUUUGACAUUCCUCAGGAGAAAAGACUGCGGGCCAGUGCUGCGGUCAAUUACUUGAAGCGUUUUCAUGAGAAGAAGAAACGAGGCCCCAAACCCAACAGUCUUUACUUGGACCACAUUAUUCGCAAAUCGCUGGCUGCUCAUUACUGUCGGGACCAGCACCUCAGGCCCCAAAGGGACAUUUUUGUCAUAAAGGACACUGAGGAGGCCCUGAUGAUGAUCCUCAGAGACAGUCAGAUUCUCAAUCAUAAACAGAAUUUGGACUGGAACUGGGUCCUGAUAAGUACCAUACUCAAGUGGCCAAAUGUCAACCUUCGAAACAACAAAGAUGAACAGAUGCACAAGUUUGUGCGAAGGCUGCUGUUCUUCUACAAGCCUAGCAGCAAGCUGUAUGCUAGCCUGGAGCUGGACCAUAGCAAGGCCAGACAAUUAACGGUGGUGGGCUGUCAGUUCAUUGAGUUCUUGCUGGAGUCAGAUGAGGAUGGCCAGUUGUAUCUUGAAGAUCUGGUGAAGGACAUUGUGCAAUGGCUGUCGUCAUCCUCUGGGCUGAAACCAGACCGUAGUCUGCAGAGCAACGGCCUCCUCACCACUGUCAGCCAGCACUACUUCCUCUUCCUCGGCACCCUCUCAGCCCACCCGCAGGGUGUUAAGAUGCUUGAGAAGUGCAGUGUCUUUCAAUGCCUGCUGAACUUGUGCUCCUUGAAGAACCAGGACCAUCUUCUGAAGCUGAUCAUUUCCACGCUGGACUACGGCCGGGAUGGUUUAGCACGAGUCAUUCUCUCAAAGAUCCUCACUGCUGCCACUGACAACUGCAGGCUGUAUGCCACCAAGCAUCUGCGGGUGUUACUCCGAGCUAACGUAGAGUUCUUCAGCAACUGGGGUAUUGAACUGCUGGUGACUCAGCUACAUGACCGCAACAAGGCCAUCUCAGUGGAGGCUUUGGACAUACUCGAUGAGGCCUGUGAGGACAAGGCAAACCUACAUGCUCUGAUUCAGAUGAAGCCAGCACUAACUCACCUUGGAGACAAGGGUGUCCUGUUACUGCUACGGUUCUUGUCCAUUCCAAAGGGGUUCUCCUAUCUAAAUGAGAGGGGAUAUGUCACUAAACAGCUGGAAAAGUGGCAGAAGGAAUACAACCUUAAGUAUGUGGACCUCAUAGAGGAACAGCUAAACGAAGCGCUCACUACUUACCGUAAACCAGUGGAUGGGGAUAACUAUGUGCGACGGAGCAACCAAAGGUUACAAAGACCAAAUGUUUUUCUUCCUGUGCAUUUGUAUGGGCAACUUGUACAUGAUAAGACAGGCUGUCAUUUGCUGGAAGCUCAGAAUGUAGUUUCAGAUCUGAGCUACACAGUGCGCUGCCCAGUGCUGGACAAAUGGGAGGGCAUCAAACAACUUAAAGCUGCUCUUUGGGCCCUGGGAAACAUUGGCACAUCUAACUGGGGACUGAACCUCUUACAGGAAGAGAAUGUGAUUCCAGAUAUCGUCACUCUUGCGCAUAACUGUGAGGUUCUGUCUAUUAGGGGGACGUGUCUUUAUGUUCUGGGACUCAUGUCUAAAACUAAGCAGGGCUGUGAGCUGCUCAAACUGCACGGUUGGGAUGCAGUCAGGCACAAUCGCAGAGAACUUUGGCCUGUGGUGCCAGAUGAGGUGGAGCAGCACCAGAACAUACAGCAGCAGCAACAACAGCAGCAACCCCUCAUCCACCUGUCCUCAGUGCCCAGCACCCUUAGCCUGAACUCGGAGUCCACCAGCUCUAGACAUAACAGCGAGAGUGACUCCACUCAGCCUAGCAUGUACAUCCUGGAUGAUGAUAAGUUGGAAAGUUCUGAGCUGUCAGAGGACCAGCCACUGUACUUCAGGCCCAAACUCCUAAAGGACCGUAGCCCCUUCACCAUAUUGGCCUCCAGCCGACUUGUCCGAAACCGUUUCCUCAUCUCCCUUUCCGGAAAGAAACUCCGUAGUACCAGUGACCCCAAAGGCACUGGCAGCAGCAGUAAACUCCAUGGCGAGGCCACUCUAGGAGGCCUCAGGAGGAUACGCACAGUCACAGAGCCCUCUAUAUUCUCUCAAGGUCAGGGAGAUGUCUUCAGUCCAGUAUUUACUGACGGGCAUCUGCCGAAAAGCCCAAGCAUUAGUCUGGAGACCUCUUUUGUGGGCAGCAAAACUUCGGACACUCAGGGCAGUACAUCUAGCAUUGGGGAGCCAGAGGUACGACAGAACAGAAAUGCAGAACGGAGCUCAGGGGUUGGAGAUGCCCACCGAGAGCAGACCAGUCGGGAAAGGCUGGCAGGUGAUGGCCCAACCUCUGGGGGCGGGGCUCAGUUUAAAAGCCGUAGCCAGAGUUUCAACACGGACACAACCACCAGCGGCAUCAGCUCCAUGAGUUCCAGCCCAUCCCGAGAGACGGUGGGUGGUGUGGACUCUUCCACCAUUGACACGGACUGCGUUAGCCUCAAUACGGUCAUUAGCACUCAAACUAUCAAAACACUUAACUCUCUUACACCCCAGUCCAACCACCUGCCCCUAUCCAAAUCUAACUCGGUACUGCUGAUGCCCCCGGGUUCUUCUCAUACUUUACCCCGAAGGGCUCAGUCUCUGAAAUCGCCCUCUGUCACGACCAUCUCAAGCCUGACUGACUGUAGCUUCAUGUACACCAGCCCUCGGGAUGCACUAGGCUACGCUACCCUCAAACGACUGCAGCAACAGCGCAUCCACCCCUCCCUUUCCCAUAGCGAGGCGCUCGCCUCGCCUGCCAAAGACGUGCUCUUCACCGAUGCCAUCACCAUGAAAACCGGCAGCCUGGACUCCAGACUCACGCCACGCAGGUAUACUAAAAAGCGCUUCAGAUGUCUGGGCCAAGGUUCAAGCAGGCCCCAUCGCAGAUCUCUGCUGCCACGGUUUCUCAAGGCUCUGAGUUUUGCAUCCCUGGAUAAAGAGGAUCUUCUGAGCCCCAUCAGUCAGACCUCCUUGCAGCGCUCCUCCUCAGUGCGCUCCAUGGUGUCCAGUGCCACAUAUGGCAACUCCGAUGACUACAUUGGCCUUGCACUGCCAAUGGACAUCAACAGCAUGUUCCAGAUUAAAGACAUACCAUACUUCCAGAAAAGGACGAGUCCACCGUCAGAGGACCGAUCAGCAAAGUUCUUCUCGGGAGAUGCAGAUGGUUCCAACGAAGGAUCCAGGCAUUCUGUUCUGCGGUCUCAGCUUAGUAUCACAGAGCUGCUUGCAGUGAGCCGUACGGACCAGCAGCAGCUGCUGGGUGCAGAGGAGACUGGCCUGCAGGAGCACAAUGAGGAGAACUGCCUUUACUGUGCAGGGCUAUGUGUGCUUGGCUGCAAUUCAAACACUCCCACACAAAGCCGCACUGACUAUCCCGACGCUCCAUUCUCGGAAUGGUGCAACCAGUCCAUACACAACCUGGAAGUCAUGCCUCAGUCUAAGUACUCAGGAGUGUCUGGCUGCAGCGACGCUGUCUCUCAGGGCUCUGGUGGAAGCACUCGCAGCACAGAGCUUGUUCUUGGGGUGAAAAACAUUCCAGAGGAUGCUCCAGCCUGCCGUGUUCUUCUGAGGAAGGAGGUGCUUCGCCUGGUCAUUAACCUGAGCUCCUCAGUGGGGACUAAAGGGAAUGAAACUGGACUCCUCACAAUCAAGGAAAAGUUUCCUUAUGCAUUUGAUGACAUCUGCCUGUAUUCUGAAGUUUCUUACUUGCUGGCUCACUGCAUGUUCAGACUGGCUUCAAGACGCUUCAUUCAGGAACUCUUCCAAGAUGUUCAGUUCAUUCCGAUGUACGAGGAGGCCGAGAGCAUUCUGUCAAUGCCCAAGAAGUCUACCACAGUAGAUCUUCCAUCAGAGCUGUGAUCUUCUUUUUUCCGUGAUCCAUUUUUCAGACAAUUCUCUUCCCUGAGCAGCAAGCUGUCAAUCCAUUUCCUUGGCCUGACCAUGCGCUUAAGAUUAAUACGCAAUAAGAGACUAGGGCUAUGGGACAGACUUGGGUGGACCGAGAGAGUCACCUGGGAUGUUUCCACAGAAACAAGAGCGGUACCUUAAGAGAACAAACUCUUUUUAUCUGAACAAAUACACUCUACACAGAUGCUCUGUUGACAUUGGAUGUUGUAACCAAAAAAUCCUUGUGACUGACAGUUAUGAACUGUAAAAUGCAAAUAUUUGAACUGAGUCAAUGCAAAUUGUAUUUCAAACACAAGCGAGCAAAAUCAUUCAAGACUCUCUAGGAAGUUUAUCAGCUUCCAUCUAUUCCGUUCAGUCAAUGUUGUUCUUUUUUAAGGGCGUAUGCGUCUGAUUGCACGAAACAUAACCAUUUUUUCCCUGAGGGGAUCCCUCAACACUACAACAUUCCAGUUUUGGAAUUCUCUGUUACUAAUUCUGGUUAUUUAAAGAAUAUGAAGAAAUGGCUUUCACAACCAGGCUGAGCAAACACUAUGCUUUAGUCUUGCUGUGAUUUGCUAUGUAAGACAAUCAUCAAGUAAUAAUAACGAGCAACUGCCAGUUUUUAUUUCCCUUUUGUACCCGACUCAUGAAAGGGUCGUUUCUGCUUAUUUGAACCAUUUUUUAUCUUGACAUAGCACAUAGCAAUCCCUGAGUAAAUGUAUGUAACAUGUAUUUGAUGGUGUUGUUACACAAUCACGCGGUAGAGACUGUUUUAUUGUGUAACGUUGUUAACUGACCUCUGAAACAUCAUCCAAAAAAAUCUGACAUUUGAACCAUUAAGAUAUUUAUUUAUUUAUUGACUUAUUUAUUGUUUGGUCCAAGCAGUUUCUCUGUCCUUUUCACAUCACUUUAGCUCAUUAGCCAGGAUAAAACUCUCUGUAUAUUAAUUCUGUAGACAAUGGGCUCAAAAGAGGAAGUUAAAGUGCAUUUCACCAUUGCUGUUUGCAAUUUUUACUCUCUCAAGUAAUCCAUAGCAACCAAUAUUGCUCCCAGAAAGUUUCCUCUUUCUGCAGAGAAAGGCAAUAGUUAUUGAAGCAUUAAUAAACCACAACUUGCCAAACAUAUUUCACAGAAUUUGUUAUGAGAAAUACUUUUGUACUUGAUUAUCUCAUUGGGAUUGCUAUUAAUGCUUUUUAACCUGAAUGUGAUCAGGAGAUUUUGAACAGUUAAAAAACAUUUCAUCAUAUUGGGUCGAAAUUUGUGGUUAAACGGACAAUAAAUGAUUGAUAUUGAUCCUCAAUCCACUACGCAAAAAGAUACGUUCUGCUCAAAUUCAAAUUGUCGGCAUAUAAAAUACUAUGCUUUAUCAUUAUCACUAUUUAUUAUAGCUAUUCACAGUUUUGUGGAUAGCAGUUUUGGUUUAAUGAGGUAACAAAAUGUCUUUAGGGUUUGGAUGAAUCUAGUUUAUGAUUGCAUAAAAAAACUACCAAAAAUGGUUAGAUCCCCAUAAAUUUGAGGUUCAUAUUUAAAUUAUUUCUAUUUAAUGUGCCUGUUAAUUCUAUAUGCACAGUUGACUUAUUGAAGAUAGGACGAUCAACUCAUUCUCUUGGCUGGACCAUUUGUUUUUUAGGCAGCUUUAAUUAUUUUGCCUUAACUGUAUUAGCUUUAACUCAAUUAUGAUUAAUGAAUUUGCCCUUUUUUCUUGUUAUAUUUAUUAUAGAAACUAAUAAAUCUGCCUUUGCCUGCCUUGGCUUUUGAAUUAAGCUUCAGGUUUCAACUAAUCAUUCUGAUAUGGCCAGCAAUACUAGUAGUUGUUACAGUUUUUCCUUUUAAGAUUCUGGAGAACACUUUUAAAUGCAUGAGCAUUCUAAUCCCUAUCUGCAGUAUAAUGGAUCGAAGUAAUAGAAAUAUGAGAGCUGUCAGUGAGCAACAGAUUAACUAUUGAGUGGUACAUGUAUAUGAUGCUGUUGAAAUAAUAACAAAAUAAUAGGUUUUAUACUAGCUGGACAUAAGACAGAUUAAGCCACCCUUAAAAUACGCUUUUUGAACAAAAUACACCCGGAAUCUGCGCCUAAUGUAUUCUGAACUGUUCUCAGAAAAUUAGUCAUUAGUAUCAGAAUGUGUGUUGAAAAUAUCCCAGAAUGCUGAUUCUUUGUGGGUCUUUUUUUCCACUGUGUUAAAUUGUGUUUUGUUAUUUUCUUAAUUUUUUUUUUUUUUUUUUUUCUCACUAGGGGUGUUAUGUGACCGGAAGCCAGUGUUCAAUUGUUUUCAAAAGAAUUUUGAAUUGGUUGUACUGGUCUACAAAAAUCUUUGAAAUAAUAAAAAAGUGCCAGUUAUUGCAAACGUAACAAUUGUAUUUGUCAAACAAGUUCCAAGUAUUUUAAAGGAGUUGUUUUUCCAUCACUAUUAAUGCUAAGAGUGUAAAGGAAAUGUGUAUAUUUUUAAUGUACAUUUGUUCAUUGUACAACUAAACCUAAUUGCACCUUUCAGUGAUUUUUUUUUUUUUUUUUUUUUUCUUUUCCUUUUAAGUGGACUCAUGAUUUUGCAGAGCACUGUAUGAAAUUUAAACACCAUUUAAUAAUGAAAUUGCAAAGACUGAUGCAAGAAGUGUUAUUUAUAUUUUUCCUGAAGGGAAAACAUCUAAAACUGUUGUACAUACUUCCAUAAUAUUUCCAUAAUUAUGAGCUAUAAUUUAAUGUGUUUUGGGGGGCAUUAGCUAUGGGCCUUGGGAAUCUAAUGGAAGGGAUGCAUCCGUGAUAAAAAUAAACCUACAUUUUCUUGACAGAUUUA
This is a messenger RNA of Megalobrama amblycephala (Wuchang bream), 8171 nucleotides long. RefSeq names its product RPTOR independent companion of MTOR, complex 2b (gene rictorb). Lineage: Eukaryota; Metazoa; Chordata; Actinopteri; Cypriniformes; Xenocyprididae. Gene Ontology annotation, cellular component: TORC2 complex. Gene Ontology annotation, molecular function: protein serine/threonine kinase activator activity. Gene Ontology annotation, biological process: positive regulation of phosphatidylinositol 3-kinase/protein kinase B signal transduction; TORC2 signaling. The record is from RefSeq and is a predicted model, not a curated record. The transcript has 39 exons. Bases 111 to 5354 code for a protein of 1747 amino acids.